AUGCAAGAAUUUUAUUCUUUUUCACCAAUAGAUGAAAACGGAAAUCCAUUCCCCUUCAACUCCCUGCGUAACAAAGUGGUUUUGAUAGUCAAUGUAGCAUCUCAUUGUGCGUUCACACCUCAAUACAAGGAAUUAGAGUACUUGUACGAAAAAUACAAAUCACAUGGUCUAGUGAUUGUGGCCUUUCCCUGUGGUCAAUUCGGAAAUCAAGAGUUCGAGAAGGAUAAAGAGAUUAAUAAGUUCUGUCAAGAUAAAUAUGGUGUAACCUUCCCUAUUCUACAUAAGAUCCGUUGCAACGGGCAAAAGCAAGAUCCCGUCUACAAGUUCUUAAAGAAUUCAGUAAGCGGGAAGUCUGGAAUAAAAAUGAUAAAAUGGAAUUUUGAAAAGUUUGUGGUAGACCGAAAUGGGAAGGUGGUUAAAAGGUUUUCAUGCAUGACUAGGCCACUAGAGCUUUGUCCAAUAAUCGAAGAAUUACUGAAUCAACCACCAGAAGAACAGAUUUAA
Molecule: messenger RNA, 504 nt
Organism: Saccharomyces cerevisiae S288C
Lineage: Eukaryota; Fungi; Ascomycota; Saccharomycetes; Saccharomycetales; Saccharomycetaceae
Gene: GPX1
Product: glutathione peroxidase GPX1
Exons: 1
Coding region: 1-504 (167 amino acids)
Biological process (GO): response to oxidative stress; cellular oxidant detoxification
Cellular component (GO): peroxisomal matrix; mitochondrial outer membrane
Molecular function (GO): phospholipid-hydroperoxide glutathione peroxidase activity; glutathione peroxidase activity; peroxidase activity
Source: RefSeq, marked reviewed